AUGUCCACAGAAAGUGAUGAUGAUGAUAAUGACAGUAAUAAUAAUGAUGAUGAGAGGAGCUGGACUCUUGGUGAUGACCUUUUUGCAUCAUUUCUCCAAAGAACAGAUUUGAUUCUGGAACAAUUUGCCCUUAGUGGGUUUGAGAAUGUUACAACAAAUGCUCUGAAGCACUUCUUGGAGCAUGUUGGGUCAAAUAUAAAAGUUUUAGAUCUGAGUGAACUUCAAGCAAUUACAGAUGAAGUUAUUGAGAAAGUAGUUGACACCUGCCCAAGUUUAGAGGAUGUGUGUUUGAGCCAUUGCAAGUUGACUGAUCAAGGAAUCAAUAGAUUUUGUGCCAAAUGCAGGGCACUUCAAUCAGUGAACUUUAGUGGCUGUCAAGACAUCACAGAUGAUUCAGUUAUUGCUCUUUCUACAAACUGUUCCUCACUGAGAAAAGUACACUUAAGUUGGUGUGUGAAAUUAACUGAAAAAUCAUUAGAUGCAUUGGUAACAAACUGCCAAGACUUGACAUUUGUCGACAUGUCACAGUGCACAAUUAGACAUUUACCAUUUGAAAUUUUAGAGCAUUUUUCACUUCAGGAAAUCAAAGUUGAAGGAUGCAAAGGUCUCAGAUGUCCACCUUUAGAUAUUGCAAACAAAGGACUUGAAUCUUGUCGGCAAUUUCUGAAGAAGUGUAAUUUACAAUCCUUGUGUCGAAUGACAUUCCUUGGAAAUCAAGGAAGUGGUAAAACAAGUUUAAUGUUGAGUCUUCCCACAAUGUCACAGUCAGUUGCUGAUACUUCAACAGAAGGGGUUCAUGUUGGAACUUGGAGGCCAUUUAAGAGUGGCAAAGGUUGGAGAUAUUUUCCUGUUAUAAUUUGAUUAAGCAUACUAAUUUUCUUGAAAAGGCCACCAUUUUCUAUUAUUAAUAACCCUUUAACUCCCAAGAUAUGAGUAUAAAUUCUCCCUUCUAACUGCUACACAUUUCCUCGUAAGUUAGUCAUGAGAACUUAGAUCAAGGUAACAACUUCUAACUGAUAAGUUUGAGUACUUUUGUUACCUUUUUGCUGGCCAUGGGUAAUAUACAGUUUUUACAAGGAGAAGUUAAAUUUUAGUCACUUCUGUGAUCCAGGUUUGAUCCUUUAUCUCGUCAUUGCACAUACACAAACAGUGCCAGGCUCAGAGUAAGAUUCCAGAGAGACUUUCUUCUUGCUUGUCCAACUCCAAAAUUCUUGAAACAUCAGGAUCAGGUGUAGUCAGGUUUGAUCCCCUAUCUCGUCAUUGCACAUACACAAACAGUGCCAGGCUCAGAGUAAGAUUCCAGAGAGACUUUCUUCUUGCUUGUCCAACUCCAAAAUUCUUGAAAUGUCAGGAUCAGGUGUAGAUGGAUGCUGAAAACCUUAACUCUUUACACCCUAACAUAAAUAUUCCUAUAUUCUCAUUACUUUAAUUUCUCUUUACAAAAAAUAUGGCGUUACCGAGAAGUCAAUUUGUUUGACAUUUGGGAGCUUUGUAAAUUGGUGAUCAUUUCCCAUAAUCUCAUGACCUUUACAUUUGAUCCAAGGGUGAUAUUGUAAGGAGAAAUUAGAAGCCAGUCAACCUCAGGGGUUUAAGGGUUAACCCUUUACACCCUCUCAUCAGUAUGCAUAUUCUCCAAACUGUUCUCCAUACAUUUCCAAAGAGGCAGACAAGGAGAAUUUGUUUAACAAUCAAGAGCUGCUUUAGUUGGUGAUCAUCUCCUCUAUUCUCAUGACUUUUAUGUUUGAUUCAGGGGUGAUAUUGUAAGGAGAAUAUAGAUGCUAGUCUUUCUUAGGGGCUAAAGGGUUAAGGGAGACCUAGCCAGUUGUUGGGAGUAAUGAUACGAUGGACUGGCAUUCCAUUCUGGGGGAGUGGUAAAAUUCUCCAUUGUUUAUCUAUGAUAUAUUAGAAACACAAGAUAGGAAAAUAUUUGACAAGGUAUAACAUCAAGAGAAACAUCCUCUGAGAAACCUUAUGCCAAAACUGAAGGUCACUGAGUACAAUCUAAGACACAGAUCUAGUUACCAGCCAAAAUUAUAGCCAGAUUAAGUGAAGAACUCCUAUUUUAAUAGCCUAAUUUUUAAAUAUGACCUAACUUUGUUACUGGUAUUUGGUAAAUAUUUCAAAAUAGUUAGCUCUGUUAUUAGUAUGUACUGUACAAUGUAACUUAGUUCUAAAUUGAAAGUUGUGUAACAUAAGAUGUGUAGUUUUUAUCCUUAUGAAUUAACCCUUUCACCCUCAAGAGUGAUUAUCAUCUAAUUUCUCAUUACAAUAUCACCCCUUAAUCAAACAUUCAGGUAAUGAGAAUAAAGGAAAAUGUCACCAAUUAGAGAAGCUCUGGAUCGUGAAACAAAUUCUCCUCAUCAGCACCUCAGGGAAUGUAUAGGGAAAAGUAUGGAGAAUAUACAUACUGAUGUUAGGGUGAAAAUGGUUAAUAAAGACUAGUGUUAUUAUUAGUAUUGUUUCAUGUAGCAGACACUGGGAUGAGCUCAGCUGGAUGGGCUACUGGGCUCAAGUAAAGAUGUAAAGCAUCUUUGUAUCUUAAACAUUAUUUAAGAAUUUUUAACAUUACAAUUAUUGUUAGAUAUGAUGAUGUCCAAAGGUAGUAUAAAUUACAUUUGUCUAAUCUUCAGAGUCCAUCGAUCUUGGGACAGAUAUUCAGAAAAAGAUGUUGUCACUCACUGUUGAUAUGUGGGACUGUGGAGGACGAACAGUAAGUUGACAUAUUAUAACACUACUAACAUUACAGUAAAGUUAAAAGUGUGAAACAGUUGCUAUAUUCAAAGGGGGCUUUAUUAUAAACUAUCAUGGUUGUAUUGAAGAGAAUGUCUGAAGUGGUGUGGGGUAGAAAAAAGGCCCCCAUUUAUUUCCGACAUAUUGCCAGAUUCUAUCCUCCGUUAGAGUUGUACCACGGAGACAAAAUUGCUUAGUUUUUGAAGUAGACAGUCGAUGAAAGAUUUCUAUUACUUCCUAAAUGAUACAAAAUUAACAUUUUAACUCUUUAACUCCCAGACUUAAUUUGUAAUUCUCCUUACUGUCAGCUGUACAAUUCUUAUAAUGUUAGUUCAGAGAAUUUAAUAUUGGAUCAACUAAUUAUCCGCAGAUUGAUAGUUUUCUUUAUUCUAAUCACUUGGCUGGUUAAUUUUGUAUUGAUAUUGUAAGGAGAAAUUCUCUCUUAGUCACUCAUGGUAGUUAAAGGGUUAAACAAUCUUUUGUGUGUUCCUUUUUUUCUGCAGUGUCUUCAAGGUGUCCAUCCACUCUUUCUUUGUGAGCAGGCAUUGUAUGCCAUUGUGUUUGAUAUUCACAAUCCAUUUAAACUGGAAUCUGUUGUAUCAUGGAUGUUACUCAUGCGAUCAAAGGUGGGGACUUUGAUAACUGUCUGUACUACUUCUUGUGUGACAAAUUUUUAAAAUAACAUCAUUAUACAAAAACUUCAACUUAUAUGAACUCUUUUUUAGGCACCCACUUCACCAUUUAUUGUGGUUGGAACACAUGCUGACGAUGCUGAUGAUUGGCAAGAGCUUAGCAAGCAAGUAAUCCAGGCUGUCAAGAAGGCAGACUCCCAAUGCCGACAAGAAUACCAAGCUGAAAUAAACACGUUAAGGUAAGUGGUGGUUGCGUUAAAAAUUUUUUUAUCUGCAGAUUAUUUGGAAACAAUAGCAAACAUAAAAUGUGCUCAAAAACAUCAAAAUUUCCUGCUCAUGGUUAAUAGGAAUUUAAAACAAAAACUGAAUUUUGCUAACCACAGGUAACAAGAAGUGGAGCUUAUUUCAGACAAAAUGCAAGCAUCAGUGAGAGCAUUUUCUAUAAUGUCAACAUAGACAAGACCUAUUUUUCUCAUAAAAUAACUGCAAAGCACAAAUAAAGCCAUUUUGAAAGAUGUAAUAUUACAUUUAAUUAUUAACUCAAAUAGCAAUCUAAAUUAUUUUCAUUCUUAUGUCAGGGAUCUAGGACAGGAGAAAUGUGUGGAGUCAAGAAUAAACAGACUGCAAAACCUGGUUGAAAAUUGGUCCAAACUACCAGAACAUGUGUACUUUGUUAGUACAUUGAAGGGAAAAGUAAGCAAAUGUUGUUUUCCUGUAGAAGAAAAGUUUACUUUGUGUACAUUGUUUUGCCAGCACAUAAGUAAAACAAACUGCACAUGAUCAGAAAUUUUGAGUAAGCUAAUUUUUUUUUUGUGUGAUAAAAAAUUUCCUCAAAUCAAUCAAUUGUUUACAGAUUGUAGUUUUUUUCUGCCCUAUGUUGAGCUAAAUCUCAAAUUUUUUAUCCAGUUCAGUGAGUUUACUAUUUGUCUUUCUUAGGGCAUGCUAGAACUUCAGCAUGCAAUUACUGAAACACUGCUGGAUGGCCAGCUGUUUCCACACCUGGCAGAAGAGAUAAGCAACAGUAUUGUAUACCUGUACAGUUCAAUUCUUCAGUUGCGAGAUAACAAUUCAGUGCUGCUGUCUUGGGAUCACUACCUUCAGGUAGCAUCAGAUGCAGGGAUCACAGAUGCUGACAUUGAACAAACCACAGCUGUGUUAGAGUAUAAGGUAGUGUUGAAAUAUAAAAAAAUUUAUUACUUUAAAUUGAAAUUCUUCGGCUAAAUGUUGAACUCAAUUCAUUUUCAAGUCAGUUACAGUGAGUAGCAGUAAACUUUAAAUUUUGCUGAAGCCUUUUGUUGCAGGCAGUAUGUGGUUAAAAGCACCCUCUUUCCCUGUUGUCACUAAUAACAUGGUUGGCGUUAUGGCAGUAUGUGGUUAAAAGCUCCCUCUUUCCCUGUUGUCACUAAUAACAUGGUUGGCGUUAUGGCAGUAUGUGGUUAAAAGCUCCCUCUUUCCCUGUUGUCAUCAAUAACAUGGUUGGCGUUAUGGCAGUAUGUGGUUAAAAGCUCCCUCUUUCCCUGUUGUCACCAAUAACAUGGUUGGCGUUAUGGUAGUAUAACCUAAUGACAUGCAUCCUCUUCUCCCCUCCCCCCCCCCAUUUUUCUUGCACACUCAAACCAGGAGUUAGUCUUCUGAGACACAGUUAAUCAAUCUGUGGAAAUUAAAUGAAAGCAGGAAGGGCCUUAAGGGAGUGCAACGGAAAGGAAAUUAAAUGCUUGCUAGCACAACUCAAAAAUUAGUUGAGGCACUUUGGAGGCAUUUAUCACUUAUCAAACUUAGCAGUCAGGGACCAAAAUGAAGGUGGAGGGGGGGGGGGGUUGGUUCCCACCCUUUCACUCACAAAUUCAAAUUUCCGUCACAAAUUUCCGAUGGCAAAAUUGUCAUUGGUCUAAUUUUCUGUUUGUUUUCAAUGAGUUAUUAAUAAUUACUGCACUUUGUUUUUGUUUUGUUUUUUUUUAAUGUAUUCGACAGGGUUGCAUUCUCGUUCUCAACAUCCCAUCGUCUCAGCACACCCAGGGUCCUUCCAAGAUUGUCUGUGUGAACCCAAGUGCUCUUUUAAACUGCAUGGCAGGGGUCCUCUGUGAAACAGACCCACGUGAGUAUGUACCUCAGUUUGUCAAGGCUGGAAAAGUUGAGAAGUUCUGGCCAACCGGCGCCCGGCCUAAUGAAUGGACACUGAGAGCAGCCAUUGAUGAUAUUGUAACUAAAGGACUCGUGCGGGAGUCUGUGGUACCCCUAUGUUUCCAGGUGAGAUGAGAGAGCAGCAGCAGUUAGCAGUUAGAGAGAGAAGAAGGGCGCAAUAGAGGAAGGGGUUUUGAGGGAGAGACCCUGCGCAAGCUCAGCUGUUGAGUGCUUUUUGACUUACUUGGGUCGGAUCAGGCGUAAUUUGGGCGGGCAAGCGCUCAGUAUUUUCUUGCUGAAAAUCAUAGCUGCCAUCUUGAUUUUUAUAGUAGCAAAAGGCUUGGGAGGGAACGAAAAUUGUACCCAUGGUCACAACGAAUGAUAGAGGAGGGACUGGGGCCUUUUCCCACCCCUACCCCCCACCAUUCAUUCUACCUCUAAAUCAAAUAUGCGGGGGCGAACAAACGAUCGCGAACUUGUAACGUUAACUCGCCUUGCACUGCAGGCUUCUUCAGGUCUUAAGUCCAACUAAACGUGACUUUUUUCAAUUCCUUUAACGAGUCGUAUCAUCUUUUUUUUGCGGCUUAAAUGUCAGAUACCAUCAUUACUGGACGAGGAAGAGCUACAGAAUAUUAUCUCCUUAUUAAGAAGCCUUGGUUUCCUCGUGGAAGGUGCUCCUAAAGGGAAUUAUGAUGUGGAACUUGUUAUGUCACAGUACAAAUCGUGUUCAGUUUUCAAGAGAUAUUACAUUCCACUUAUGACCAAGCUUCCAGAAGAAUUAAAGGUGUGUAGAUGAAAUUCUCUUCGCCUUUUACCUUUAACACCCAAACAUCAAUAUGCAUAUUCUCCGUAGUGUUUUCCAUGAGUUUCCUGAGGCGCUGAUAGGAGAAUUUGUGUUUAACAAUUAAAAGCUUCCUUAGUUGGUAAUCAUUUCCUUAAAUCUUGUGACGUUAAUAUUUGAUUCAUGGGUGAUAUUGUAAGGCGAAGUUAGGUGUUGUCACUCUUAACCCUUCAUCUCCCAAGAUCUCAUCAGUAAUUCUCCUUACUGUCUGCCAUAUAAAUCUUGUGAUGUUACUUUGGAGAAUUUGGUAUUGGAUCAACUAAUAAUCCCCUAAUUGAUAUUUUUCUUUGUUCUCAUCACUUGUUUGCUUGAUAUUAUAUUGAUAUUAUAAGGAGAAAUUCUGCCUUGAUCACUCAUAGGAGUUAAAGGGUCAAAGGGUUUAGAAAGAGGUGAAGAAUAGAAAGAAUGAAUAAACAAACCGAUACUGUGAUGUUAUUUUGGCACCUAAAAGUAAAUUAAAUGUCUUAUUUCCUCAACAUUUAGGAUACCACUGUCUGGCCCAGUUCUCCCCCUGACGGCACUAUCCAAGUUGGCUGGCGUUACAAAUUUCGCGAUCUCGUGACUGUUGAUUGUACCAAGAUGCUAAUUGGCGCAUGCGCAAACUUGAAGCCCUCUUGUGAAGUCUGCGCCUAUUGGAAUUCUGGGGUAAUUUUAAAAGUUGGUCCCGUGACCGUGCGAAUGUCACGGGACAACUCAACUCUGGACGUGAUUGGCCGAUGUAAAGUGACCAAUGGGAGCAAGCAGGCGCUUAACAUGAUGUGGUUUGUUUUGGCAAAGUUUUUCUACGGCAUAGAAACCUUGUUGAUGAACUUCAAGGGAGUUUGCCCAAUGGUAAGGGAAAUGAAACGACUCUUUAGCGAGUCUCAGAAAUCGUAGUUAUCCUGAACUGAAACGGGUAACCAACGGCUUCCCGAGUGAUAAAAAAUGCCAACCGACGAGAUAUUUAAAGAACUGAAGAAAUUUAUGGCAGGUCACCAAAGAAUUUUAGAUGUGUUUUUGUUGCCAACUGUAGAAUUUCUCAUGAAACUCAGAGAUAAUAAUUUUGUCCCACUCUCAUUACUAGACAAAAAACAUCUUUUUUCAAUUUGCUAUUAAUAUUUUUUUAGGCAUUUUUUUAGGGAUUCCUUGUGAAAAAUUGGAGAUUUGGAGAUUUCGUUUGGAUUUUAGAGCAUUUACUAGCCCCAGGCCUACGCGGAAAAGUGGCGCCAAGCGCGAAAAAAUCUAGGCGCGCGAAAAAGCCAGAUGCGCGACCAGGCGUGCGAAAUGGUACCACGAACGACAUGCACGGGAAAACGUAUGUUUAUUCAGAAGUAAAAACAAAGCCAAACAAGAUACAGCUUACUUAUCGUUUUGUUUUGACAAUAACAGGUACUUGUGCCCAUUAUUGGCUGUAACAGACCAAAGCACAAACCACUGUAUGAGCUUGUGAGUGAUUACAAUUCACAGCUGAGUCAUCAUACCAACUACCGCUGGUUCAUUCCUCCUGCAGGUCAGUUACUUGACUCCUAUGCUGCUUCCUUUCAAAGGACUGAGCUGUUAGGCUUUAAGUGAGAUUCGGCGACUUUUUUUCACAAAGUUACCCUUUAAACACUGUUUCAAUUGCAUAAAUGAAGAUGACAAGGCGCUGUUGAAAAUUACGAGAAAAGGAAUAUAUUUUAUGUGGUGCCGGGUUACAAGAAAGUUGUGCUUGUAUCGGUAUUGCGCAAUUUGAUCGAUUAUUGACAGACAAACGCAAAGUCAAAACUCCAGCCAAUCAGAACCAAGAUCAACCUUACAGGGAACCAAUGAGAGCUCAAAGUACAAAACAACCAAAUAACCUGUAGCGCGGGAAAACGCGAAGGACCAUGUUGUGAUGACAUCUGAUUGGUUAAAACUAUGAUGCGUGUUUUUUAAGACCAGUCACCGUAAGAAGCGGUGAACAACCAAAAUGUCACUCCUGCGUCAUCUUGGACACCAGUUGAAAAUGCUAUACUUUUUCUGGUUUUCUUCAGCUCUGGAUGCGGAGGAACACGCAGAAAUCCCGUCAGAUACUGUUAGCUGGCUGGCAAACAUUGCAUGUAAGUGUCUCUCUGCUUCUAUGCUGCAGUUUUAUCACGAAAAUCCUUACAAAUGACGAUAUGAUAUAUAAUAUAAUAUAAUAUAUAAUGACGGCAAAAACUUGUUUUUCAGCGUUUACCAAGCGCAUUGUAAGUGAUCAGUUUGGAAGCAAUUUUUUAUUCAGAAUAUUUCACGAUGAACUUCGUUUGAUGAGCUUCAUGUAAUGAACGAGCUCCAUUUGUCUCCCAUUUCAGGUAAAUCCUUGUUGUACAUCAGUUAUCAUGCGGACCAACAACAUGAAGUCAAACUUCUAAAGCAGUCUUUAGACUUAGCAGGAUUCGAUUGCGUGGGGGACUGGAUAUUAGUGGGAAAGACAGGCCAGGAGCUGAAUGAGAAGCGACGGAACCUGAUCGCUGGCUCAUCAUUAUUCCUUGCAUUUAUCACUCCUCAGUAAGUAUCCUUGGCAGCCGAGAGAAGAUAGCCAAUACCAUGCGCAUUCGUGAAACCCUAAAAUAGGGUGGAGGUCCUCGCGCCCAGGCUUCGCGCCUGCAAGACGCAAAUUUACAUGAGCACCGCGCCAAUACUCAAGGAGAAGAGGGAGAGUGUAAGAGAAUUUUAGGUGGAGUCUGCCCUCCGGGACAAACACUUUUCUGACUUGUUUGCGACAACAUCCGUUCUUAUCGUUAGCUUGUUCUAGACAAAAAGUUUUGAAGACUAUAUGUUAUUUUUUUUAACUCGAGUGAAGAUUGGACGAAAAUUUUCGGAUACCGCAAAUUUGGCAAGGCUUUCUCUUUGAAAAACUGAAACUUUUUAACUGCUAAGAGAAUUUUUAAUGAAUGGUGGGAUCGAAUUGGUUACCAAGGUUACGCUGUUGUGCUGUGAACUUGUUCUGCGCCCCUGUAGUUGCAAUGGAUAAUCGCCUUUUGUCGUUCGGUUUCUUAGCAAUUAAGCUCAGUAUGUUCGUCUUUGAGUAUUGGCGCUAUGGAGAUUGCACGAAAUGUGUUUGAUCACUCUUUAAUAGAACUCAUAAUCGUGUUGCAUCUGUAUUUGCUUCGAUCGAUUUAUGAAGUAGAAGAAAUGAAUACUUCUUAAAAGUCGAUUGGUUAAAUUUACGACACGUGCAUGGAAAUUGUAUUCACCUUUGAUGAAAACGAAUUUGAAGUAAUGUACUCGUUUGAAUUCAAGAAAGUGAAUGACCUUUCAACUUCAUCCAGAAUUCCAUGUUAUGCGCAAGACUACCAAACUACGAUAACCUUCUUUUUUUUGUUUUUCUUCUCUCCUGAAUUCUGUGAAGCAACUGAAAAUUAAACAACUUUCUCUCUGCUGAUUAACGUUUGAAAUUGUAAUGACGAAGCUAACUCUGUCUUUUCUCGUGUAAACAAAAUGACCAUUUUCUCUUCGUGCUGGAGAACAAUACAACUUUUAGACGCAAUAUCGAUGUUUAAGACAUGUUUUCUUGGGUAAAUGCAAAUUCCUUUUGAAUCAUGAUAAUUUGUUUUGUAUUUAUGAGUAGAACAUUAUUACGAAUGUGACCGAGCUCCACAGGCAAUGUUUUAUUCUCUCCAUGUUUUCGUCCGCAGGUGUACAAACACUUAUAAAUAGCGGAAUUUAUAAUUUUUCGUGAAACGCGGUCGGUUUAACAAAAGCCUCCAUCAGACUAAAAGAGAAAGUUCCUUCGGGAUCACAUUUAGCUCUCAUUAAGCUAUUCUAGGAUUUUGAGCCUCUUAUUUUCAAUAGUGGUCUUUCUAAGUGUUGUCUGUAUGUAAAUAUAUUUCGAUUGAGGUGUCAGCACAUACAUAUUGAUGAAUUUUCCAUUUAAAGAUCUCCGCACGCGCUGGUUAGAAAUGCUGCAAUGCCCGCGAAACUCGUGAAUAACUACUUUCUGAAAUUGGCGAUCUAAGCUUCAAGCUGGUGAAUUUCCUUUUGUGGAGAAGAAAGCAGGAGAAAUUCAACUUGAUAAGGGUUUUUAAAGCGAGUACAGUUUAAUGAUAGGAUCACACGAAGGUACUGCUCAUUUUUAUUCUCCCUCAUUGAAAAUUUUUUUUAUUUCCGUUAAUUUUUCCUGCCCAUAGUCUAAGUAAACAACAGGAAAAUUGUUUAAUAAUACCUUGGCCUUGGUUUUUUUUUUGUCCAGCAAGAGGUGGAAUCUCAUUCAAUUUUGCUUUUCGUUUAACGAUUUUAAAAAUUUUUGUAUUCCAAGCGUAAAUUUCGAUCAUUAUUUAUUUCCAUCUCUAAAAAUUAGGCUUUUUAUUAGCCAUUUAUACAUCCCUUCGACUAUUUUUCGAUCAAAUGUUUCUGCAAUAGCUUUUGAUACUGGUUUUUUUUUACUUUACAUUAAGACGUUGUGGUUUUUUCUACCGCGACAUGCUUUGAGAAUACCUUCGAUUUUUACGUUGUUAUGACGACAAGUCAGGAGCGAUGUGUUUUGGUUUCUUUUGUUUUCUUUAAUCUACGUACUAAUGUGGGAAGCUGUGUAUUACUUUAUUAGGAGUUUUGAUCACUCAGUAGAAAUAGUAAAAUAGAAUAAGAUAAACUUCGAUAAUAUGCUGGUAAACUAACCAGUUCAAUUUCGCCUCUGUUUGCUAAGUAAAUAUUCAUACAUUUCAAUUUGUUUUCUUAUCAUAGAAAAUUUUAAUAAAUUUGCGCGCCCUCUUUAUCUUGCGAAGCCAAGUUUUUGGUGGAGAAGUUGAGUCUCUCGCUUCAUUGUUUGUAAAAGUAGAAGUGUGAGCAUGAAUUAAGCACGUUAUGAUCCCAUUUUUACCAAAAAUAUUUUCUCUUUUCAAUAAUUAACUUUUGCAUCGACCUGAAAGUGUCACAAUUAAGCCUAUUAAAUUCGCAGUGUUGAAAAGUGAACUGGAUUUUUCUGGAAGUUGAAACUCCAGGUUUUGAUCCGUGCAAUAAUAUUUCGUUUGAGUUUUUUACUGCAACGAGUGAAGAAAAUUUUUUUGGUAUUUUUAAUUUUGUUGAGGGUACAUUGCCGUCGGAAAGUUUUAGUAUAAACAACAGUCGAGUGUUUUCCAUCCGACAAAAAGAAUUGUUUAUUGGGAUGGCAGGCGACUAUUGCGGUUGUCAUCCGAGUGACGUCACGGAAACCAAUCAUCUGCUUUUCCAGAUGUCUCAAAUCUUUAAGACGUUGGUAGAGAAGCGUAUCCAAGAAACAUUGAUCAAUUUAUUGUGCUUAACAUCAGUUAGCUCGCGUACUUACAAAUCAUUUCAUUCGCGAGUUUGAGCGGUGUUUUGCAUGCGAAGUGAAAUCGUCUCCGAUUGAAGAAGCGAAAUCCUGUAACAACCAAGGUUAGCGAUAAAGAGUAAUCUUUCAUCACGUACGGUAACUAUUAUUUAACAAUCCUCAUGUUCAUCUGCUUCAUUGUAGGAAAAACUCGAAAACAUCGGAGCUCUUUUUGGUCUUCUAUCGUAUUUGCUCAACGUGGCGUUAAAACUACAAGCUGCACGCUCUAAUUGUUCCAAUUUGUCAAACGAACGAUUGAAAGUUCGAACAGACGUUUUAUCGUGUCGUCGUUUCGUCCGCGAAAUCUUCUCGAGCGUCAUAUUUUGUAUGAUAAUCUGCGCAGUUCGUGAUCGCUAGAUUUCGUGGUUUCCUGAGUUAUUUUAUUAAGGACUGCUUUCUAGUCAAACCAGACAAUUCUUUAACCGAAGGUGUUCUGCAACAAUGCUUUUUCCGUCGGGCGAUGUGAAUUGUUAACAGAAGGUGACUGCCAUGUGAAAUCCUCGAGACAAAAUAUUACAAAUUUUGAUAUUUUAACCUACGGCGAUUUUUUUCGAUUUUUCUACGGAACUGAAGUAACAGCGAGUAAAAAUUUCGUUUCCCUUUUCCCAGAUUUCAGGGUUUUUUUCGUCUUGAGGAUAUUUUUAGCAAUGUUUACAGCGGCAGAAUAACAGUUGCCGCUUGUUGCCGAUGAGAGUUCUUUGAAAAAAUAACUUUUUGUGUUUACAUAGGAUUCAAUUUCAUCUCAUCACUCGUUCACUUUAAACUCGAUGGUGAAAUGAUUUUUUUUUUCGGAAAAUUUGAUCGCUUUACUUCGCGCCGCAAUCAGGAAUAAUUAGAGUGAUAAAUAUAUUCGUCUGACUCGCAAAAGCUUCAAAGGCAGUAAUCCAUUUUAUACGAGGGUUCUUUAAUUACUUCUUAUCAAUUAUUUUCACGACCGUUUAUGGUUAAGACGGGGUGCCAUUUCCGUGUAAUUAAAGUCAUUUGCAAUAGAUGAGAAAGAAGAAUGAAUCGUUCGUUUCCACACCGUAGAUUAAUGUUAGAAUUAAGAUAGAUCUCAUUUGGUUGCUGCCCUAUCGUCAAAUAAGCAAGAAGAGGUAGAUCUGUGUAGCUCCGUUCGUAUGGAAUAAACGUAACUUUAGUCUUUCUGUAAUAGAAAAAUAAAUUCUCGCAGAGAUAUCUCUUCUUUCGUGAUGGAAACACGAUAUGAUUAAAUGACGGAGAUUCCUUGCAUCAUCUUAAACAAUACUGAUCAAUGUCCACAGACAUGGUUAUUUGAGGAUCAAAAGCGUUUUUUUUUUUUUUAUCGUAGAAUAUUGAAACAAGCUGCGAUUUUCUUUUAGAUUUUUCUAUGUUUUCAUCUAAAAUGCAGCUUUUGAAACUUAAAUAUGAAUCCCCGCGGUUCGUCUUUGUAUGGAAGACAUAUUUCUCUAAUGAAGUUGCAAAGAACUUUGACCUUUGCUGCAGAGUUGGGCAAACAAACUUUCAAUAUAUUGUUUUUCGUUGUUAAUUGCUAACAACGUUGUGUUCUUCUUGCCAGUUUGAACGAUAGUUAAUCAUCUUUUUUUGAUAGAUGUCGGCUAGUGAAAGCAGUUUCAAUCUUCGAAUUGUGGCGAAAUGUCUUCGUCUUAAGCUUAUCUUUUUGAUUCAUUGAUGACCACCGCUGAGCAAAACCACAGGUGGCUCAAGUUUGCCCAGAGAGCCUCCGCAAACAUGUUAUUGAUGCCAGGUCGUUCAUAGUUCUUCUGCUAUGGAAGGCAAGGCAGAAAAGCCUUACGUGAGCCGAACGGCCGUAAAUCAGCCUGGAAAAUUUACAAGGUUCAAAGGUACAACCACCGAAGCGAGAUGGAUACUUUUUAAUCGAUGCGAGUUCAAAUUCCAAAGUCAAAAAUAGAACCGUUUGUUCCCACAAAAAUCGGUUUAAUUCGCUCGUUGCUUAAUGUUUGUAACUUAUUUUUAGUGGCCUGAGAGAAAGCCCUCAUUAUAAGCGCUGCAGGACGCGCGUUUCUCCGCCCGCGAGAAUUGGAGACAAGUCGGGCACUAACAAUGAAAACUGUAGCAACUAGAAUUUUGCAUUUGUUUAUUAUCAAGAACUGCAAAAUUAUCUUAUAUUGUUUUUUUCUUUCUAUUCAUGAAGUUUGCGUUUUUGCGUGAGGUUACGUAAGGUUUAGGUGACGCCGGUGACCAGGAUAAGCGCUGUUUUUGCUACAUCAUUUUCAUUUACUAGUUGACCUCAACAAGGGAGGUCGUUUCGUUCGCUUUUGCUUACGACGUGGUGCUUUUGUCUGAGAGUCUUUUCUACCGGACCUGGUUACGCCACAAAUCGCAAGUUCAUUUCUGUUUCAUGAAGCGUUGUCGUUAUUCUCGGCGUUAUUAUAUUUGUACUUAGAUAUCCGAAUUAAUUAUUUAUUUCAGUCGAAUUACGCUUACACGUUUACACAUUUACACAUCAUCCAUCUUUAUAUUUGUCUAUCUGGGAGUUAUUAAACGUGCAUUCAAGUUUGGCGUGAACCUGUAAUAUUUAGCUGCAAGACCCUUGCCGGCCUCAUACUUUCCUACAGGCGAAGAGAAACGCUUGUGCUGAAGCGUUUAAUAGAGGGUCUCAAAGGGGUGAGGGCUUUUACGUCUAACGAGUAAAAUUUUGGCCAAUUUACGGCUAACGGUUAACGCCUUUCCAUUGUUUCCACCAGACAUUUUUUUCACGGUUAACUUUUUUUAACGACUAACGGUUAAAAUUUGUCAACCUACCAGCUUAAUUUUUCGGUCGUUUGGCGGCUAACGGGUAACCCCAUUGAGAACCUCUUGAUAAUCAGGGCCUGCCCUUUGGCUAAAUUCUAAAACUCUUUGCGGUGGCCAAUUUGCAUUUUCAAGUUAAAUGAUAGAACCAAAUCAUCUUGCAACACCCUCCACUGACGCAGCACCUCAGUUUCCAUAGAAACUUACCCCCUUUUAUACUUGUAUGGAUGAGAAUGAAUAAUUGAAGUUUAAGGGUGGAGCCAACAUCGCAUGGCCAUGAGUGGGCUCGUCGGCGUAUAGAUCGUUCUAAGAAAAAUUGUUAAUCCCUAAAUUUUCUUUCUAUAACUUCAGAUAUCUUGGCUGGUGUCGUGCAUCACAGGAAGUGAACAAGGCCUUGUCUCAUACCAAGCCUCUCGUCUCUGUCCUUUUUGAUAAAUCCACUUGGGACUCUGAGGGGGAUGAAUUAGGAGCUCUGUUGAAGAACCGCGGAGUGUGCUUGGAUUUGAGUGCCGGCUCAGGAAGUGCCCUCUCGCACCAGUACAAUCAAGGACAAGUUAACGAGCUUAUUAGCCAUUGUUACGGGGUGCUUUACGGUACCGGUGACAUUCACCCUCCAGAGCCUCCCCGGACCCCGGAACACGAGACACAGGUAAGGUCACGUGCUCGAUCACGUGUCAUUGAGAAGUUACAUAUCGGAUGGUACGGGAGAGUUCGAGUGACAUACAUUGCAUUCAGACUAAGGUAUUAAUAGGAAAUAUUCAUAGAGUAUCUUUGAAAUGUAUAGACAAUAACAAGAACAGACUACAUCAUCGGGAGUUACGUUCCAUUAUCUUUCGCAAAGGACGCACAUCCUCCUCAGUUAUUCUAAGACCCUGAGUGUUGGUCCGGUCUGGGGCUUGUUUGAAAUAUGCCAAGCUUUCCCGUCGGAAGAUGAACAGCACCGUGUUGCAUUUCUAAUGACUCUUGAUCUUUAUCCAGGUUUUAAAUAACGCUAAUCUGGAAUCGUCGACGACUGUCGACAUACGAACAGACACGGCAGCCACAAAAGCGAAGAAAAGCGUCGAAUUCUCCGACCUCCAAACGACGAAAACGGAAAAAGCCACCAAAGACUCUGAACUUGACGACCAAAUCAGGCGCAUGGCCGCCAGUGCGGUUGCCGCAGCGAUAGCGGGCGCCACGGCGAAGCAAAUCGCCAACUCGAAGCAUUCUACGCCCGCAAUUAAAGCGGCGUCUGCUGCGGCGGAAGUGGCGCAAGCCGUUGUAGACGGUAAAAGUGACGCGGCAGCUCAGGCGGUGACGAAAGUGGCGAAGAUAGUCGAAGAUGAGACGUCUAGAGUGAACACUACGUCGACGCAAAAUGGCUCGGCGACCAGGCCUGCUCCCAAGAGUACGACCUGCGUGUUACUGUAGCGACCAAUGAACUGUCCCUGUGCUCCAGAUUUUAUCUGGUAAUUGUGAUUGUGAGGAUCUAGGUCCGACAGAUAGUCGCCAUUGCAUGAGCUAUUUAAAGAAUAACUGCCACAAAUAUAAUGGCGAUUUGGAAAAUAUUAAUUAAUCGUCGAUGGAUGAGUUGAUGAAAAAGUUUUGCUGUAGAUGCGCUGGUAAAGUUUCGUGAAACAGUGAAUCUGCGGAGUGCGAAAUGUUUUCCGCGUGUAAUUUUUGAAAUUUUGACUUUGUACUAACAGAACGGAUACGGCGCAGAGCUCUUUUGAGAAUAUGUUACUUUGACCAGAAACUAAAUUUUGGAAUAAUUUCUUCAUAAACAAGAUCACUUUAAAAUUGCUUCGCUUGUCCGUUUGAAAUGUGUGGCAAAUUGUAGACUGUCACGAAGACGAAUGCUACGUGACAUAUAAAGGUCUGUAACACAACCAAUAGAGCUCGCAAUGUCUACCUGUGCGUGACGCUCAACGAGAAGAGCGAUAUUUACCGAAAGUAGCAUAUCUGGCUUCACUGUAAGCGACACAGAGAGUUUAUGCAGUUCUCACCAACAAUCUGUGGCGAACUUGUUAACCUCGGUCCUCAACAACGAUUUUGAUAUUUUUUAAUUUUUCAUGUAGAAAGACAAUACCGUUAAAAGACUUUAAUAUCAGGAGAAUAUAAAGCUUUGUUCUCCUGAAGCGUUAUCUAAUUUAGGAGCUCGACGUGAGUAACAGGGUUGUAAAUUUGUAAAUUCACAAAUUUAAGAUCAAGUUUGUUAUUGUGUUUAGUGAUUACCGUUCUUCAAAACAUAUUUAAUUUUUUUAGCAAUCCUCGUUUUGAUUUAGCUGUAAUUUAACCCUGCAAUUUUUAAUACAAAUUGCAGCCCAUUUUCAGUCCCUCUGCUCUUUCCAACGGGUAUUUCGUUUCCCGCUCUUUUAAAGCAAGUUUUCCGCCUUGCUAUUAAGGCACUCUGAAAAAUUUUUGUAGAGUCAGUAAUAAAUCAAAUAGGAAAAACGAUGGACAAGAUUGACAAAGAUUGCAACUAACGAGCUUGGAGAAUCAAGACUGCUUUUUUUUUAAGGCGCACAACGAGUGACGUAACUCCUUAGGUAACCUUAGAGGGGUGGGGUGUUAAUUUCUUUGACAAUUUCCCUAAAAAGCGAAAUUUUUAUAUAGAGGAGUUGUUAUCAAUGUUCGCUAUGUCCACAUAAUCAUUUACUGUAGAAUUUGUAAACAUAUGUUACACAUUCAGUUAUUGCAAAGUGGUAUUAUAAAUCAGACGACAGAAAAAAAUUUAAUAUAUUGACGACAACAUUAUACCGCAAUUAAUUUAUUUUAUGCAUUUUAAUAGGUAAUAAUUUUUGUAUAAAGUGAGAUGGUAGUUACAACCCUUAAAUUCUUUCAGCUGGGGAUCUUCAGAAGGACAAAAUUAAAUCGGGUGGUAGUUAUACAUAAUUGUAAUUAUUCACGAUCAGGAGUUAGGGAUUAUUUUGGUUGGUAUCUAAAGGAAAGUUUGGUUUCCAAAACAAUGAAUGACUUGAUAGGAAGUAAUGUCGUUUGUCUCACAGGAAGUGGUUACUUCUGGCCUGGAUUGCGACGUUUAAACUGCAUGCGGUAAGUAUUAUUCUGGCGAUGACGAAGACUGGUUACGUGUCACCUUACGAAGCUCACCCCUUUGUAAUUGGCUGAUUAUUUCAGCGUGGUGUACUGCCGCAUGAGGUGAUGUAGUUAUCUCCUAGGGAAGGUUGGCAAUUAGCAGUCGCGUUCACGUCAUGAGUGACUACACUGAGAGGCAAACUACAGUACUUCACUGCUAUUGUGGUCCUGUUCGUUGUUUUAAUUUGUUAAUAUAUUUCCAGUUGAAAUUUACAUUUGGGCGGAAACCAAUCGGGUUCUGGGCGGUUACACCUUAUCCUAUCGAUGGUAUAUUUAACGCAUUUCUGUAUUAGCAUACGUUCCACAUGUAAAUCCGAAUAAAAAUCGUUUAUAAACCUG
Molecule: messenger RNA, 17737 nt
Organism: Pocillopora meandrina
Lineage: Eukaryota; Metazoa; Cnidaria; Anthozoa; Scleractinia; Pocilloporidae
Source: the annotation of a GenBank genome assembly